AUGGACGGCCUUUCGCUCGGCGGCCACGGCGGCGAUGGCCGUCCCCGGGAGCGCGUUCUGCCUGACUUUCUUGGUAUGCCACCCCGACUCGUCGUCCCUAUGGAGGGCUUGUAUACUCUUGUCUUUCUGCUGGUAGAAGACUCGGAGGAGGUCAUCUUCCAGCCGAAGGGCAGAGAGCUUGGUCUCUGGGUGGACAAAUCGGUCGACACUGCCAGAUAUCACGGUGGCCUCGACGAUACUGGUCCUGUUGUCGCUGUCAACGGAUAA
This is a messenger RNA of Clonostachys byssicola, 267 nucleotides long. The record is from the annotation of a GenBank genome assembly. NCBI's taxonomy places the organism in Eukaryota, Fungi, Ascomycota, Sordariomycetes, Hypocreales, Bionectriaceae.